GAAAGUUGUUGAGGGCAGACGUUUACAUUUUCCACCAGCCGUUUAUACUUCUACUAUUCAAAAAUGAGCAGCGCAGAGCAUUCAGUUUAUAUAAAAAAUGGCAAAGUGGUUAAUGAUGAUGAGGAGUUUAUGGCUGAUGUGCUUAUAGAAAAUGGCAUUAUAAAAUUUGUGGGCGCUGCAGCGGAUAUCAAAGUACCAGAAGGCGUGCGUACCAUUGAUGCUGCUGGGCAGCUGGUCAUGCCCGGAGGCAUUGAUCCGCACACACACAUGGAGCUGCCCUGCAUGGACACAGUCACCAUUGAUGACUUUUAUGGCGGCACGCGAGCAGCUGUAGCUGGUGGCACCACCAUGAUAAUUGACUUUGCCUUGCCGGACAAGUAUGAAUCAAUGCUUGUGGCUUAUGACAAGUGGCGCAGUCGUGCGGAUCCGAAAGUCUGUUGCGAUUAUGGACUGCAUAUGGGCAUCACUUGGUGGUCCGAGCAAGUGUCCGCUGAGCUGGGCGUGCUCUGCAAGGAGCGUGGCGUCAACUCCUUCAAGUCCUACAUGGCCUACAAAGGCGUCUAUCAGCUGAAUGAUACUGAGCUCUUGGACUCCUUUGAGCGCAUACGAAGUCUGCAUGCGUUGGCUAUGGUGCACGCUGAGAAUGGUGACAUUAUAGCUAAGAAUGAAAAGCGUUUGUUAGCUCAAGGCAUUACCGGACCCGAGGGACAUGAGCUGUCGCGUCAGGAGGAGGUGGAAGCGGAGGCAGUGCAUCGCGCCUGCAUUCUGGCACAUCAGGUGGACUGUCCACUUUAUGUGGUGCAUGUAAUGAGCAAAUCCGCUGGCAUUGAAAUUGCGCGCGCUCGUCAACGUUACCAGGGCAAAUAUAUUAUUGGCGAAACGCUGGCAGCGGGAUUGGGUACCGAUGGCACUCACUAUCAUUGCAAUCACUUUGCCCAUGCCGCUGGGCAUGUCAUGAGUCCGCCGCUAAGACCUGACACUACCACACCUGAGUUUCUCAUGAAGCUGCUGGCCAACAAUGACUUAUCACUGACAGGCAGCGAUAACUGCACCUAUACUACAAAGCAAAAGGAAUUGGGUUUGGGUAAUUUUACCAAAAUACCAAAUGGCAUCAACGGCGUUGAAGAUCGCUUGUCGGUGGUUUGGGAAAAAGGCGUACACUCCGGUCUAAUAGAUCCUUGCAGAUUUGUUUCUAUUACAAGCACAACUGCUGCCAAAAUAUUUAAUAUCUAUCCACAAAAAGGACGCAUUGCUGUUGGCUCCGAUGCUGAUAUUGUUGUCUGGGAUCCAGAGGCAACACGCACUAUUUCCAAGCAUACACAUCAUCAUGCUUGUGAUUUCAAUAUUUUUGAGGGCAUGGUCGUGCACGGAGUGCCCAAGUACGUCUUGGUACGUGGCCGUAUUUGUGUAGAUAAUGGCACAUUAAACGUUGAAAAGGGAUACGGACGCUUUGUUCCAACACCAGUGCGAUCAGCAUUUAUCUACGAUCGUAUUGAAACUUCAACUAGUCAAUAAAACAAUAAAUGCAUUUGAAUUUACAACUAUAAACAAAUAAACUAA
Messenger RNA from Drosophila busckii, 1560 nucleotides. RefSeq names its product dihydropyrimidinase-like. The coding region runs from base 64 to 1515 and encodes 483 amino acids. The transcript has 9 exons. Gene Ontology annotation, cellular component: cytosol; cytoplasm. Gene Ontology annotation, biological process: pyrimidine nucleobase catabolic process. The record is from RefSeq and is a predicted model, not a curated record. NCBI's taxonomy places the organism in Eukaryota, Metazoa, Arthropoda, Insecta, Diptera, Drosophilidae. Gene Ontology annotation, molecular function: dihydropyrimidinase activity.